This is a messenger RNA of Eimeria maxima, 309 nucleotides long. Its product is annotated as transmembrane domain-containing protein, putative. The coding region runs from base 1 to 309 and encodes 102 amino acids. Lineage: Eukaryota; Apicomplexa; Conoidasida; Eucoccidiorida; Eimeriidae. The record is from RefSeq and is a predicted model, not a curated record. The transcript is spliced from 2 exons.
AUGGCGAGUCUUCGUCUAGAGAAGGAAGGAAGACAAAGAUCAUUAAAAGAGCAACAAAGAAAACCUGAUGAUGAUGACUCAGAAGAUAAUCAAUCACAAAUCUCAGACAGCCCUCACCCUGGAUUAGAUCCAGGAGGAGGAAGAUUAAUUAUAGAUGGGUAUAAAAAAAGAGCAAAAAAACUUUCUUGGUCUCUUCUUCUUGCUUAUGCUGCUCCUAUGAUAGGAGCAGGAGGUAUGAACUUUACUCUUACUACUUUUGCUGCUUAUUUCUAUACAGAUACUAUGGGUUUACCACCAGGUAUACAUUAA